GUUUUUUCUUGCUUCAUUCCUCUGAACGGGCGUCGUUGUAGUUAGCUCGUGUGGGCUUUCCGCCGAAUGGCAUGGUAACAUUUUGUCUGUAACGUUGAACCUCUCAGAAUGCACAGCACCAUGGCUGCCUUCUCUGCUCUGCGGAGCAUUCGGAUCGAUAUUUCCAAGGUUUUUUCUGCACAGUCAACCCAGUUUCUGCACUGUCCUGGGGUUAGAUUAAUGGCAGCUGAUAAAGAACUCCUCCUGAAACUCCGGAAGAAGACAGGAUACUCGUUUACAAAUUGUAAGAAGGCCUUAGAGAAGUUUAGCAGUGACCUUCAGCAGGCUGAAGCCUGGCUGCACAGACAGGCCCAUAAGGAAGGAUGGAGUAAAGCUUCUAAACUACAAGGCCGAAAAACAAAGGAGGGCCUCAUUGGACUGCUGAAAGAUGGAAACUCAGCUGUCCUGGUGGAGGUGAAUUGUGAAACAGAUUUUGUUGCCCGAAAUGUCAAGUUCCAACAGCUGGUGCAGCAAGCAGCCACUGCCACAAUGUCGCACUGUCACUCCAAGCAUGCAAACAUCAUCAAUUACAACAAGAAUUUCCUUACGACUGAAGAAAUAACACAAUUGAAAACCAGUUUGGACAGUCGUCCCCUUGCUGACCAGCUUGCCUUGGCUAUUGGUAACCUUGGUGAGAACAUGACUAUAAGAAGAGCUUCCUGGGUGGCUGUACCAACUGAUUGCUAUAUUGGCACGUAUGUUCAUGGAAUGUUGCCAGUGGACAACAAAAACCUCUCAAAGAUGACAUUUGGAAAAUAUGGUGCACUAGUGAUUUGCAAGCCCACGGAACAUAAUUCAAAUGUAAACUUCUCGGAGCUGGGCCGCAGGUUAGGUCAGCACAUUGUGGGUAUGAUGCCACUGUCUGUGGGCUCAAUGGAGGACCCACCUGGUGAUGACACAGAGACCAAGAUGUUGGCACAGCCUUUUCUGCUGGACCCUGACACAACUGUAGGGCAGUUCCUGCUUACAAGGGGGGUGUCAGUGCUGGACUUUGUACGGUACGAGUGUGGUGAGGUAACUGAAUUGGCAGAGAAAGUAUAGUUGGAAUGCAUUGGUGCGUUCAAAGGAAUGUGUACCAUUUUUCAUUGUGAAAAUCUCUUUAUUGAUAUCAGAAUAAAAUAAUGAUCUCCAACACAUCGAA
Messenger RNA from Hemiscyllium ocellatum (epaulette shark), 1180 nucleotides. It is a transcript of the gene tsfm, whose product is annotated as Ts translation elongation factor, mitochondrial. The transcript has 6 exons. Gene Ontology annotation, biological process: mitochondrial translational elongation. Gene Ontology annotation, cellular component: mitochondrial matrix. Gene Ontology annotation, molecular function: protein binding; translation elongation factor activity. Bases 109 to 1080 code for a protein of 323 amino acids. Lineage: Eukaryota; Metazoa; Chordata; Chondrichthyes; Orectolobiformes; Hemiscylliidae. The record is from RefSeq and is a predicted model, not a curated record.